Didymella exigua CBS 183.55 is the source of this 1455-nucleotide messenger RNA. RefSeq names its product RNA methylase family protein. The transcript has 2 exons. Bases 1 to 1455 code for a protein of 484 amino acids. Gene Ontology annotation, molecular function: nucleic acid binding. Gene Ontology annotation, biological process: methylation. The record is from RefSeq and is a predicted model, not a curated record. Gene Ontology annotation, cellular component: cytoplasm. Lineage: Eukaryota; Fungi; Ascomycota; Dothideomycetes; Pleosporales; Didymellaceae.
AUGCCGACGUACCUUGUGCGCUUGGCGCAGGCGCACGAGUCCUUCCGCACGGCGGAGCUGCGCGCGCUCGCUGAGCUGGCGGGGGUGGAACUGCAGAUGGAACGGUAUGAGGAUGAUUCGCCGUACUGCAUCGUCACCCUCCCCUCGGACGCCGCCGCUCGAACCCUCGCCGCCCGCGCCGUGCUGGUGCAAGCCAUCUACGCCCUCUGGGGCCAGGGCGACACAUACGACGCGCUGCGGUCCGACGUGCGACAGUCUUCAUCCGCGGAAUGGGCCGCGUACGAACACGCCUCGUUCAGCUUCCGCAUUGAGCGGUACCGCGGUGUGCAGGCGGCGCCCGAGCACAUCCGCGCCAUCAUCGAGUCGUUUUCGUUCCUGGGGUUCAAGGGGCGCGUGCAGAUCAAAGACGCCGAGGCGCGGUUCCGCAUCUUCGAGGAGUACGCGCUCGACGCGCGCGUGCCCGCGCGACUGUAUCUGGGGCGGUGGAUCGCCGACUCCGGGCGCAGCGCGCGGCACGCGUACGACCUCAAGAAGCGGCACUACAUCAGCACGACGUCCAUGGACGCGGAGCUCGCGCUGGUGACGGCCAACAUCGCGCUCGCGGCGGGGGGCAAGCUGUUCUACGACCCGUUCAUGGGCGCCGCGGGGUUUCCGCUGGCGUGCGCGCACUUUGGCGCCGUGGUGACGGGGUCCGAUAUCGAUGGGCGCAGCAUCCGCGGGCUGGGCGGCAGCGCGCGCCGCGGACAGACGGGGCCCAAGAACGUCGCUAUGAACUUCGACCAGUACGGCACCGCGGCGCAGUACCUCGGCGGCUUCGUGGCGGACCUGACAAACUCGCCGCUCCGUGUCGCGUCCCAGACUCCGUGGCUCGACGGGAUCGUGUGCGACCCGCCCUACGGCAUCCGCGAGGGUCUGAAGGUGCUCGGUCCACGAACACCACUCCUCGCAUCACAGCUAUCGACGCACGCCGCGCAGAGCCAGGCGGAGGGCUACGUGCCGCCGAAGCGCCCGUACUCGUUUACAGCGCUGCAGCACGACAUCCUGGCUUUCGCGGCCGCGACUUUGGUCCCGGGGGGGCGGCUGAGCAUGUGGGUCCCGACCGCCAACGACGAGGACGUCGAGCUCGUCAUACCGUCGCAUCCCUGCCUGGAGCUGCACAGCGUGUGCACGCAGCCGUUCAACAAGUGGAGCCGACGACUGCUCACGUACCGCCGGCGAGCCGCGGGUGAGGUCGACGCCGACGCACUUGGGCGGGAGGAGAGGGAACCGGGGCAGGAGAAGGCGCACGAGACGGGCACGCGGGCCAGCGACCUCAACGACUUCCGGCGCAAGUACUUUGAGGGCUUCCGCGAGUUCGAGGACAUGAAGAAGGAGUUUAUCCGCAUGAAAGCCGCCGAUGCGGCUGCGGCUGUGGCCCAGGACGAGGUGGUGGAGUCGACGUCGCAGCAGGCGUGA